AUGACACAGGAAUUUAUUGAUAAAGUGUCCGAAUACCUGACGCAAGAUAUAAAUAUUACGCCCAUCUCGCAGGGCGCAGAAGCCAUUGUUUUCUCAACGACCACUCACCCAUAUCUACCGGAAACAAAGGGCACUCACGAGAAGUAUAUUAUCAAGUACAGGCCGCCAAAACGUUACAGACACCCACAGAUAGACCAGGCGCUGACUAAGCACCGCACCUUGAACGAGUCACGUCUGCUGGCGAAAUUACACUUGAUUCCAGGAUUAUGUGUCCCUCAACUAAUAGCAUGCGACUCGUACAAUGGAUAUAUAUGGCUAGAGUUCCUCGGAGAAGAUCUUCCAGAAGGGUAUGGUUUCAGCAACUUGAAGAAUUUUCUGUGGAUGCACGACAAAGACCCAUACAGUGAUCUUGUGGCAGCUACGUUGCAUAAAGUGGGCCGCCAGAUUGGCUUACUGCAUUGGAAUGAUUACUGCCACGGCGAUUUGACAAGCUCCAAUAUUGUUCUUGUCAAAGAUGGUGCCGGAUGGAUGCCCCAUCUUAUUGAUUUCGGUCUGGGGUCUGUUUCGAACCUGGUCGAGGAUAAAGGGGUAGACUUAUACGUAUUGGAGAGAGCCAUCUUAAGUACGCAUUCCAAGCAUGCUGAAAGGUACAAUGCUUGGAUCAUGGAGGGAUUUGAAGCAGUCUACCUCGAACGAGGUGCGAAAGGUACCAAGAAACUGAAAGAAGUUAGUAAGAGAUUUCAAGAGGUCAGACUGCGUGGACGUAAAAGAAGUAUGCUUGGAUGA
Saccharomyces eubayanus is the source of this 786-nucleotide messenger RNA. RefSeq names its product serine/threonine protein kinase BUD32 (gene BUD32). Gene Ontology annotation, molecular function: ATP binding; protein serine/threonine kinase activity. The transcript has a single exon. Gene Ontology annotation, biological process: protein phosphorylation. The record is from RefSeq and is a predicted model, not a curated record. Gene Ontology annotation, cellular component: cytosol; nucleus; EKC/KEOPS complex. NCBI's taxonomy places the organism in Eukaryota, Fungi, Ascomycota, Saccharomycetes, Saccharomycetales, Saccharomycetaceae. Bases 1 to 786 code for a protein of 261 amino acids.